Rangifer tarandus platyrhynchus (Svalbard reindeer) is the source of this 630-nucleotide messenger RNA. The record is from the annotation of a GenBank genome assembly. Lineage: Eukaryota; Metazoa; Chordata; Mammalia; Artiodactyla; Cervidae.
AUGCCUUUGUUGUUCAGUCAUCGGCAGUGCUCUGCUUUCUGGAGAAGGGAAUGGCAACCUACUCUAGUAUUCUUGCCUGGAAAAUUCCAUGGACAGAGGAGCCUGGUGGGCUACAGUUCAUGGGGUCACAAAGAGUUGGACUCAACUGCUCACAGCACAGCAGCAUGCAGCUGGGAAGCUUCUCUGACCAGGGACAUGGCAGUGAAAGCCCAGAACCCUAACUGGCUCCAGCUCUUCGGCAGCAUGGCCUUCACCGGCAAGUAUGAGAUUGAGAGCGAGAAGAACUACGAUGAUUUCAUGAAGCGCCUGGGGCUCUCCAGUGACAUGAUUGAAAAGGGCCGCAAUCUCAAGGUCGUCUCGGAGAUACAGCAGGACGGGCAGAACUUCACCUGGUCCCAGCACUACCCCGGGGGCCACUCCAUUUCCAACAGUUUCACCGUUGGCAAGGAGACCGAGAUGGAGACCGUGGGGAACAAGAAGUUCAAGGUCUCCGUGAAGAUGGAGGGUGGGAAGGUGGUUGUGGACUCCCCCCACUACCACCACACUGCAGAGAUUGUGGAUGGCAAGCUGGUGGAGGUCUCCACGUUUGGAGGCGUGAUCUAUGAGCGCGUGAGCAAGAAGGUGGCCUAA